AUGGGUUCCUGCUGGUCCAAAAACACCGUUCUCGUCGAAGAGGUCAACCCAGUGCCUCACCCUGAAGCACGACGAGUAUGGCUCAUCUCCACCCAAGUCGAUCCCAAAGAUAUCCCACUCGACCUCGUCGGUAUGGAAGCAGACGGUCUCAAAUCUGCCAUGCGCAAUCGUGGUCUCCAAGUCGAACAUUGGGCACUCAAAGUGGAUCCCGCCUCCAACCUCAAAGUCGAAGCCACCAUUUUCGACAUCACUGUCCAAGGCGGAAAAUUGGUCUCUCAAACACACUCCACCUCGAGUCCCUACUGGAGCAUCGUUCUGCGCAGAGUGGCGAUCGGUUGGACGAUUUGGAAGGAUAAUGAGAUUUUGGAGGCGAGUAAGCUUUUGAUUCAGGCUAGACCAAAGUAUGAUGGCAGGGCGAACAACAGUGAGCAUUUGGCUAGGUUGUUGGGCAGACAUAUCCAGUUCAAUCCUCCCGUGCACCAGCAUGAGCAACAGCAGAGUGCGAUGACGACGACCAGCGAGACGGUUGCUGGCUCAACGAUUAGUCCUGCUGGAAGCAUUCUUAAGCCUGAUCCCCUCACUCAGCAAGCGGCUUUAACUCUGGCGAACAAUCGAUCACAAAACACGCUCGUGUCUGGUGGACACAGUCAGAGGAGCCAAUCCAUCCAAGACUCGGAGACCAAGCUGAGAGUGGGCGAGUUAGAGAGUAAAGUGCUAUCACGUAUACCGGUAAACAUCCGACACAGUCAGAGGAUGAGCAUUGCAGCAUUUGCUUUGAAUCAUCUUUCCACCGCUCCAUCAUCGACGCGAUCCGAGUUGGCCGCCUUGCCACCGCCCUCAAGACCAACGCUCUAUAGGUCGGCAGAGACCGAGCAUAGUUGGUCACCAACAGCGAGUGUCAGGAUGUCUGUGCCUCCUCAGCCUAGACAGUCGCCCUUGAAUCCUAGUUACAGGUCUCGUAGGCAGACAGCGAGUGAGAUGAGGCGUGCCGAUGCAAGGGCGAGGACCAAGUCGGAUGCUGCUAGUCAGCAUGAUGCUACCGUAAGGGCAGGGGCUGGUGGCAGAAGGAUGUCCAAGGGUGGGGCUAGAAGGAGGAGUGAGGCUCAGGUUGAGUUGCCCACUGCUACUGCCACCAACGGGUCCAACUCGAUCAGAGUUAGGACAAAGAGCACUCAUCAGAGGGAUUCGAUGAUGAGUCUUGGAGGAGGAGGAGGAGGAGGAGGAGGAGGAGGAGGAGGAGGAGGAGGAGGAGGAGGAGGUAGUUGGCCUCCUGCGAUGGCAGCUGGAGCUUUACCCACUUCUGCGUCCAUGAUGCCAGGUAUGCCAAUGAUGGGCGGUUUCGGCACACCUCCAUUCCCCAUGACCGCUCAAAUGGGAAUGCCAAUGUGGCCACCACAAAUCAACACAAGCCCGCCAAUGAUGUUUAACCCGGCACUUCAAGCUCCCAUCCCACCUUACUUUGGUCUACAUCCAAUGGGAGUAGGAAUGCCUUUCUUACCUUCCAUGCCUAUGCUGGCUCCUGCUAGUCCAGGCUUUCAUAGUCAUACUUCGAGUGCCGUUCACACUCCACCUGAAUCCCCGCAUUUAGGUACGACGCAGAUGCCUGGGAAGGGGGUGUCAGAGAUUAGGCCUUUGCACCAGCAACAUCAGCACCAGCAGAGGGUCUAG
Messenger RNA from Ustilago hordei, 1668 nucleotides. RefSeq lists its product as uncharacterized. The record is from RefSeq and is a predicted model, not a curated record. NCBI's taxonomy places the organism in Eukaryota, Fungi, Basidiomycota, Ustilaginomycetes, Ustilaginales, Ustilaginaceae. The transcript has a single exon. The coding region runs from base 1 to 1668 and encodes 555 amino acids.